Mobula hypostoma (lesser devil ray) is the source of this 1083-nucleotide messenger RNA. RefSeq names its product solute carrier family 35 member G3-like. The coding region runs from base 61 to 1083 and encodes 340 amino acids. NCBI's taxonomy places the organism in Eukaryota, Metazoa, Chordata, Chondrichthyes, Myliobatiformes, Myliobatidae. Gene Ontology annotation, cellular component: membrane. The transcript has a single exon. The record is from RefSeq and is a predicted model, not a curated record.
UCCGUGACCCUCUCUCCUCUGCCUCUGUCCAGGUCCCUCUGUCGGAGGCUCCUCAGCCCGAUGCAGAAGACGGCGGAGCCUCAAAAGGAGCGGCGAGAGGCGGCGUCCACCCAGUGCGGGGCGGGCAAGGGGUCAGGCGGCUGGUGGGGCGGCUGCCUGUCGGACAGCGGCCGGGGUCUGGUGGUGGCCCUAUUCGGAGGCGGGGUGCCAGCCGGCUUCGUGGGGCCGUUCGCCCGCAUCGCCCACCAGGCGUCGCGGGUGCCCUCGCUGGAGAUCCUACUCUUCCGCUGCCUUCUUCACGUAGGGCUGGCCUUCGCCAUGAAGUGCCGGGGGCUGCCGCUGUUCGGGCCCCGACCCGCCUGGAGACCCAUCUUCGCGCACGCCGUGGUCAACGUGUUGUCGGUCGGCUGCGCCUACAGCUCGUUCAUGGUGAUCCCGGCCGGGAGCGCCACCACCGUGCGUAAAGGCUCCUCGACUCUCUGCUCCGCGCUGAUGAGCGCAGCCCUCGGCACGCAGCGUCUCGGCCGCUGGGACUGGCUGGGCCUGCUGGGCAGCACGGCCGGCCUCUCGCUCAUCGUGGCUCCCGACCUGGCGGGGCUGCGGCGGGGCAAGCUCCUCGCUGACCUGCUGGGCUAUGUGCUGGCCAUGCUCGGGGGGCUGGCGCUCUCGGUGGCCCUGCUCCUGUUCCGCGCCCUCUCGCACCCGGCCAAACUGCUGACGGCCGCCUUCACCUUCGGCGUUGUGGGCAGCUUGCUGUGCGCGCCACUGGUUCCCCUGCUCCAGGAGCCCGUGGUCACCACCGACCCGCUCACCUGGUGCUCCGUGGUCGGCCUCACCCUCCUGGCCCUGGUCUCCUUCUUCUGCGCCAAUUAUGCAGUCACCAAGGUGCACCCGGCUCUGGUCUGCGCCCUACUCCAUUCCGAGGUCAUCGUCACCAUGACCGUUCAGUAUUUCGUGCUCAGCGAACCGGUCAGCGCCUAUGAUGUCGGCGGUGCCGGCGUUAUCAUCGGCAGCAUUGCCGUGCUGACCGCUCACAACAUCGGACAGGACAGCAAGGAAGGCUCAGCAAAGCAAGAGCAUUAA